Rana temporaria (common frog) is the source of this 713-nucleotide messenger RNA. RefSeq names its product transmembrane protein 272-like. The transcript has 5 exons. Lineage: Eukaryota; Metazoa; Chordata; Amphibia; Anura; Ranidae. The coding region runs from base 21 to 455 and encodes 144 amino acids. The record is from RefSeq and is a predicted model, not a curated record.
CAGUUAAUUGUUUUGUUAUUAUGUUUAGGUGCAAAAAAACAGACUGCACAACUUUUGUAUAUUUUCAGAUCACAGGUCUAAUAUUCUGGUGUGGCAUUGGCAUAGUUAUGAUCAUUAUGGGCGGCCUAUACAAAGACGACUGUCCUAUUCAGCCCAUUAUACCAGUAUUUCUUAUAAUAACUGGUGUUGCACAAAUAGUAGCUUCUGGCAUUCUGCUUCUGAGGGUAUUAAAGAAGUGUUAUACUACCGUUUUGGACACAGCGAUAUUUUUAUUCACAUUUGGCUGGUUCAUUACUGGAAGCUUUUGGGUUUUUAGUAUGUUUGAUCAAAAAGAUGGAAAGUGUGCUCAAAACCUUUACUUGUUUGCAUAUGGCAUUAUGACAUUUGAAUGGAUUAUAUUAUGGGUGGCAUGUAUCAAUUACUUCUGUUACUCUAACUCCGAAAGAAACAAUUGAAGAAGAAAUGGUUAACAUACAACAGAGAUGGUCUUAAAUCCCAGAAACGUAUUUGAUCCUUGUUAAUACUGUAUGUUUAAGAAGAUUUUUGCAAGCCAAAUUAUUGAUGUCAUCCAACUGUAUUUAACUGCUUUAUUUAAGCCCUGGAAGCAUUUACCCACUCCCUGAGGCAUUUUUUGCGAUGCAGCACUGCUUUGUUUUAACUGACAAUUGCGACAUUGUACCCAAACAAAAUUGAUGUCCUUUUUUCCUCACAAA